AAUACGUGACCUGACGUGACCUUGCCUCCUUAGCCUGAGAUGUAGAGCGCAGGGGUUUGAACUCAAAGAAUAAUUGCAAGUCAUCCUGUCGUCUGCAACAUGGCUAGCAAAGGUGUGAUUGCAGAUAUAACAAAUGGAACAGGGGAAUUUGUUCGCAAACCGGCUGCAUUUAGGAAAUGGAUAACAGCUGAUGGAAGCAGUGGCUACAAGGCAGAGCGUGGUAGGUACCAUCUAUAUGUUUCUCUGGCAUGCCCCUGGGCACAUCGGACUCUUAUUAUGCGGAAGCUUAAGGGUCUGGAAAAAGUGAUAUCUGUGGACAUUGUUGACUGGCUGUUUUCAGAAAUUGGAUGGAGGUUCAGUCCUGAGAAACCUGGCUGCACCCCAGAUAGAGAAAAUGGUUGCACUUACAUGCGCGAAAUAUAUAUGAAGGCAGAUCCAAAUUAUGGUGGUAGAUAUACUGUUCCUUGUCUCUGGGAUAAACAAGAGAAGACCAUUGUGAGUAAUGAAUCCAGUGAGAUUAUCAGGAUGUUUAACACAGAAUUCAAUGAGUUUUGUGCUACACCAGAACAGAUGGAACUAGAUUUCUAUCCAGCACACCUAAAACAGCAGAUUGAUGGACUUAAUGAAUGGAUUUAUCCGAAAAUAAAUAAUGGGGUGUAUCGUUGUGGAUUUGCAAGGAAGCAGGAACCCUAUGAUACAGCUGUUGCGGAACUCUUUGAUGGUUUAGACAAGGUGGAGAGCAUCUUGUCUGGUAAACGUUACCUCACUGGACCUGAUAUGACAGAGGCUGACAUCCGCCUGUUUACAACCUUAAUCAGGUUUGAUCCUGUCUAUCAUGGACACUUUAAGUGUAACAAAAAGAGAAUAAUUGACUAUCCCAACCUGUGGGCUUACACCAGGGACAUCUAUCAGACUCAUGGUAUUGCAGAAACGGUCAACAUGGAUCAUAUUAAAAAACACUACAUGGAAAGUCAUGAUACAAUCAACCCAUUUCGCAUUGUCUCUGUUGGUCCAGAUCUCGACUACAUGGAGCCUCAUGGCAGGGAAAAAAUGUCGUUGAAAGGAAUAUAAAAAAGGAUAGCAAAUAAUUAAGGCAUAUGUGAUCUUAUGAGGUUUUAAUCUCACAGUU
Molecule: messenger RNA, 1129 nt
Organism: Lingula anatina
Lineage: Eukaryota; Metazoa; Brachiopoda; Lingulata; Lingulida; Lingulidae
Cellular component (GO): cytoplasm
Molecular function (GO): glutathione transferase activity
Source: RefSeq, a predicted model, not a curated record